Messenger RNA from Cordyceps fumosorosea ARSEF 2679, 402 nucleotides. RefSeq names its product Mediator complex, subunit Med9. Gene Ontology annotation, molecular function: transcription coregulator activity. Lineage: Eukaryota; Fungi; Ascomycota; Sordariomycetes; Hypocreales; Cordycipitaceae. Gene Ontology annotation, cellular component: mediator complex. The coding region runs from base 1 to 402 and encodes 133 amino acids. Gene Ontology annotation, biological process: regulation of transcription by RNA polymerase II. The record is from RefSeq and is a predicted model, not a curated record. The transcript has a single exon.
AUGGCCUUCGACCGGCAGUCCCUCGCCCUCCCGCCGACCCUCUCCCCCGACGCCCUCGACGCCCUGUCCGAGCUGGCCAUCGUGCUCGCCAAGGUGCGCACCGGCAUCCAGUCCUCGGCGGGCCUGGCCACGACCGGCGCGACCCCCGGCGGUGCUGCCGCCGCGGCCGGCCAGCCCCUCUCCUUCAAGGACGUCCCCGGCGCGACCGACGCCCUCAAGCACAAGCUGCAGCACGCGCGCGCCCAGGUCCUUGCCCUGCCCGACAUGGACCGCGAGCUCGUGGAGCAGCGCCGCGAGGUGGCUGAGCUCGAGGCGCGCAUCGUCACCCAGCGCGCGCUGCUGGAGCGCCUGCGCGACGACGGCCUGCGCUUCGGCAAGGACGGCGACAAGAUGGACUUGUGA